Messenger RNA from Eruca vesicaria subsp. sativa (arugula), 753 nucleotides. Lineage: Eukaryota; Viridiplantae; Streptophyta; Magnoliopsida; Brassicales; Brassicaceae. The record is from the annotation of a GenBank genome assembly.
AUGAUGAUGAAGUAUGGUCUAGUGGCAUCAAAGCAAAUGGUGGGAAUAUUCCUCACUGUGUGGAUGAGAAAGGAACUUAUUCAACACGUUUCUCAUCUCAGAAUCUCUUGUGUCACUCGUGGAAUCAUGGGUUGCUUAGGAAACAAGGGAUGCAUAGCUGUGAGUUUGCAGCUCUACAAGACCAGCUUCUGCUUCAUUUGUAGUCAUCUAGCUUCUGGUGAGAGAGAAGGAGAUGAACGUCGCAGAAACUCAGAUGUUAUUGAGAUUCUCAAGAACACAACAUUCCCUAGAAUCUGCAGAACCUCUUUCACCCGUGUCCCCAAUCGAAUCACUAAGCAUGAUCGUGUGAUCUGGCUGGGAGAUUUGAAUUACAGAAUAGCUUUAAGUUACACAGAAACGAAGUCACUCUUGGAUAAAAACGCUUGGGACACUCUUCUCAACAAAGAUCAGCUCAAGAUUGAGAGAGACGCAGGAAGAGUGUUUAAAGGAUGGCACGAAGGAAAAAUCUUCUUCGCACCAACGUAUAAGUACAAUUAUAACUCAGAUGCUUACGCAGGAGACACUACUAAAGAGAAGAAGAACAAGAGAAGAACUCCCGCCUGGUGCGACAGGAUUCUUUGGCACGGUGAUGGAAUCCGGCAGCUCUCGUACGUGCGAGGGGAGUCUCGAUUCUCCGAUCACCGGCCAGUCUGCGCCGUGUUCGUUGUCAAUGUUGAGGUUUGCGAGGGUAGAAUCGGAACUAGGAGGCAAUAG